AUGGCUGUUACCCUGAAGCCCAACGACCUGGUCUUUGAGCUUGCAAACAACGGAAUGGACGAUAUCCACCAGCUGGAAGACCCUUCGGUGUUCCCUGCUGUGAUCGUGGAGCAAGUCCCUUACCCAGAUUUACUGCAUCUGUGCACAGAACUGGAAGAAAAUCAUAAUAGCAUCCUCACAGAUGGGACCUUGUGUAUGGCGCAGGAUCAGAUCCUGGAGGGCAGUUUUUUGCUGGCAGAUGAGAAUGAUGCCGUGGCACAUGGCCCAAUAGCCAAUGAAGUCUUGCUCAGCAUUGACUCUCCCAGCAACGUCCUGGAUGAGAAGCAGAUGUUAAGCACCUCAGAAAUACUACCGGAUGCAGACCCUUCUGUGAGCAUCACUCUGCCCAACUGCCUGUAUCCUGUCGCUGAGCCCAGUGCCCUGAGCAAGGCCGAUGGACAGGUGGGCCAAUGUCCUCAAAAGAACAACAGCAGCAAGGACAGCUCCAAGAGAACUCUCAAAUCCAAGAAAAGAAUCCGGAAGUCCAAGGGCAGCCGUAGCAUCUCCCCGGUCACUGACCCCAGCAUCCCCAUCCGCAAGAAAACCAAGGAUGGCAAAGGCAGCACCAUUUAUCUGUGGGAGUUCCUCCUGGCACUGCUGCAAGACCGGAACACCUGCCCCAAGUACAUCAAGUGGACCCAGCGGGAGAAAGGCAUCUUCAAGCUGGUGGACUCCAAGGCUGUCUCCAAGCUGUGGGGGAAACAGAAGAACAAACCGGAUAUGAACUAUGAGACCAUGGGGCGAGCACUGAGAUAUUACUACCAAAGAGGCAUUCUUACCAAGGUGGAAGGGCAGAGGCUGGUAUACCAGUUUAAGGAGAUGCCCAAGGAUCUGGUGGUGAUUGAGGAUGAAGAGGAAGGAAGCGUGGCCCAGGCAGCCUCCCCACAGGCCUCCACUGCCUCCACCAGCGCAGCCCGGAGGGGCUCCAGGGCCAAAGGCAACUCCACAGCCAAGAGCAGCUCCUCCUGGGAGAAGGUGGCAGGUCAGCACGUUGGGGUCCAGCCAUCUUUGAGUCUGGAAGAGGCACUGUCUCCAGACAGCGAGAUCCCUACUACCUCCGCCGCACUUGGCACUGCAGUCGACAACUCGGCCACACUCAGUAGAGCCAUGAGCAAUUCCUUGGCUAGCAACAUCCAGCUGGGCGUGGCCCCCGUGAGCUCUGGCCCAGGCCUGACCCUGCAGACCAUCCCACUGACCACGGUGCUGACUGGGGCCCCCACUGCUGUCACCUCCACGGCCCCCCAGCAGCUUGUGCUACAGACUGUGCCACCUGCCACCACAUUCAAGGACGCUUUCACGGUGCAGGCAUCUUUUCCCCUGAAUGCCACCUUCCAAGAGAGACAGGUGGCAGCAUCUGGGGCUCCGCUGAUUCUCAGUGGCCUCCCCCAAAUUCUGACCAGCCACCCAACCAAUGUCACCACCACCUCAGUUGUGGGGGCCACCCCCACUGGCCCUAGCACUCAGUCCCCCGGGACUGUCAUUGCAACCCUCAUCAGGACUUCUGGUACCACAGCGGCGGUUCCCAGGGUCAAGGAGGGUCCCCUGAGGUCUACGUCCUAUGUGCAGGGCAUGGUGACCGGGACCCCAGUGGAGGGUGUCCUGGUUCCCGAAGAAACCCUGAGGGAGCUCCUAAGAGAGCAGGCUAAUCUCCAGCCAGUGUCUACCCAGGUGAUAGCCAGGGGUUCCCAUACUCCAAGCCUUGUGGGCACCCCACAUGUAUCUACUCCCAGUCAUCCCACGGUUGGGCUGACCCCGGUGGCUGAACUUGAGCUAGCUUCUGGCUCUGGCUCAGUGGUAGGGACUGAGCCCAAUGUGGGCCCAUCUGAGAAUCUGCUGAUCAGAUCAACAACUCCAGCUCCCUUCUUCAACCCCACUUCCCUCAUUAAGAGGGAUCCUCCUAACCAGUAA
Molecule: messenger RNA, 1947 nt
Organism: Suncus etruscus (white-toothed pygmy shrew)
Lineage: Eukaryota; Metazoa; Chordata; Mammalia; Eulipotyphla; Soricidae
Gene: ELF4
Product: E74 like ETS transcription factor 4
Exons: 8
Coding region: 1-1947 (648 amino acids)
Biological process (GO): cell differentiation; regulation of transcription by RNA polymerase II
Cellular component (GO): nucleus
Molecular function (GO): sequence-specific DNA binding; DNA-binding transcription factor activity, RNA polymerase II-specific
Source: RefSeq, a predicted model, not a curated record